Blumeria graminis f. sp. triticale is the source of this 162-nucleotide messenger RNA. The record is from the annotation of a GenBank genome assembly. Lineage: Eukaryota; Fungi; Ascomycota; Leotiomycetes; Helotiales; Erysiphaceae.
AUGGACGGCACGAAAUUAGUACAAGCAUCCCCAAGCCGUGAGGCUCUCAAAGUUUUUACUGGGUAUCUCACAUCUAUGUUUACGACUUUGACAAACUGCCGAGCUCAAGGUGUCUGUCAACAAGGUCACAGAGAGGGACAAUCUUAUUGUUACUUAGACUAG